AUGGUGGGAUCAAAGGGUUCUUCGAACCGCAAAUCAACCGCGAAAACUCAGGCUAAUAAAAAGAUCGAGAAACCUGCUCAAAAUGUCACUCCUGCCAGUGACAACAAGAUAAACCCUGAGACUGAACAGAAUGAUAGUCACAACGGCAACUUAGACCACGAUAAUGGAGACUCAGAGAACCAAAUAAGUGGCAGAAAGAGUGAGGACGACUCUGGUGCUCAAAGUGAGGAUUUGGCAGAAGAAGAUGCCAGUGGAGAAGACUCUAGUGAAGACGAAGACGAAAUUUCCAGUGACGACGACAGUGUAGACGAAGAAGAGGAUGAUGACUUUCCCAAAAAGAAGAAAGCGAAGCUUGGCAAACAUAAUGACGGGUCCUCAGACUUCUCCACAGCCAUUAAUGCUAUUCUUGGAUCACAUCUCAAAGCACACGAUCGAAAAGAUCCGAUCAUGGCUCGUAAGAAGAGCACAGCGAAGAAACUGGAAAGUGAUAAGCUAGAAGCCAAGGCUAAAAAGGCCAUUUUGGUGGAGAAGAAAAAACUGCUGAAUAAAACCAGAACAAAAGAUAUCAUACCAAUUGCAUCUGCAGAGACAGAUUCCGGGGUCGAAAUAAGGGAAGUUUUGGAGAAGGAGAGACGACUAAGAAAGAUUGCACAGAAGGGUGUUGUGAAACUGUUCAAUGCUAUUUUAUCCACACAAGUUAAAACCGAGAGAGACAGUGCUGAAAGGCUCGGUGAUAUUAAGAACCGUGCCGAAAAGAAGGACAUGCUCAACGAUCUAUCAAAGGAAAAGUUUUUGGAUCUUGUAAAGGCUGCCGGAGACUCAUAG
Lachancea lanzarotensis is the source of this 825-nucleotide messenger RNA. It is a transcript of the gene RRP15, whose product is annotated as LALA0S01e08086g1_1. Gene Ontology annotation, biological process: maturation of 5.8S rRNA; maturation of LSU-rRNA. The transcript has a single exon. Gene Ontology annotation, cellular component: preribosome, large subunit precursor. NCBI's taxonomy places the organism in Eukaryota, Fungi, Ascomycota, Saccharomycetes, Saccharomycetales, Saccharomycetaceae. Bases 1 to 825 code for a protein of 274 amino acids. The record is from RefSeq and is a predicted model, not a curated record.